Molecule: messenger RNA, 1352 nt
Organism: Lobosporangium transversale
Lineage: Eukaryota; Fungi; Mortierellomycota; Mortierellomycetes; Mortierellales; Mortierellaceae
Exons: 5
Coding region: 71-1297 (408 amino acids)
Cellular component (GO): mitochondrial matrix
Molecular function (GO): protein binding
Source: RefSeq, a predicted model, not a curated record
AAAUACUUGGUCUCCUGAGACUUUCGCGUAGGCCGAAAUCCAUAGCAUCACAAUCUCUCACAUUCUCGUCAUGAUCAUCGCUCCGCGAAUCAAACUAAACCCUUUCAGUUUCUUGUCUUGCAUUGGGUCAGCUGGCCAGAGACUUCCUGUUCGUUCAUGUUAUGAUUCUUUGCCUUUAAAUCGAACACGGUUCAUCUCAACAGCACCCGCUGCUGGAUCAUAUAUUCAUCUCCCAACACGCGGUCUGCUCGAGAUUCGGGGCAAAGAUGCUUCAAAGUUCCUGCAAGGAUUGAUCACCAACCACAUGCCGCGCAUUGAGAAUGGUGGUAGUGGAUUUCUUGCUGCAUUCCUCAAUCCUAAGGGAAGGGUAAUGUAUGAUACGUUCAUCCACCCCAUGAAUACGAGUAAGGAUGAGUCCGACCCAGCUUUUUUGAUUGAAUGCGAUGCCAGAGCUCUUCCAGAGCUGCAUAAGCACAUUGCUCGGUUUGUGCUGCGCUCCAAGGUCAAGAUGGUUGGCGUGACAGAAUCCUUUGAUGUGUACUCCGUACUGGAUCAUCCUCAAGGACUUGAUUACAAAAAGUACGACAAGAUAAUGCCCGAUAAUGCUUCAGUAAUGGAUCGAAUUCAUAGAAUGAACGCCACUAUUGGCAUGUUAGAUACCAGAGCAGACAGUCGGAUGGGAUUUAGAGUCGUAGUUCCUAAGGGACAAUCCUUAUCACUCCCAGAAGGAUACAAUCAAGGAACAUUGGAGGAGUACCAUGUGCGAAGGAUCAUUAACGGUGUUCCAGAAGGAAUCGAUGAUUUUAUUGCGGGAACAAGUCUUCCUUUAGAGUACAACAUCGAUUUCAUGAACGGAGUCGACUUCAGAAAAGGAUGCUAUGUUGGUCAAGAACUAACUAUUCGUACACAUCAUAAAGGAAUCAUUCGAAAAAGAGUAUUGCCCAUUCAAUAUUUUGGGCCCAACGAGCCCGAACCGGCUUCAAUUCAGUUCGAUAAGAACGCGUCGCGUGUAAUUCCACCACAGUCUGAGCUAUUUCCUUCCAAGAAGAAAGAGGAUAUAAAGCAACAGCAACCAGCGGCUUCGUCCUCUUCUGCAAGACCAGUUAGGGCAUCAGGCAAGACUGGAUCAAACGUAGGCAACAUUGGCUUGGCGUUAGUCAAGUUAGAUGAUAUUGCUAACGGAAUCAUAUUCGAUGUUAUGGAUCGCGAAGGUGCAACUAUCCAUGCCAAGGGAUUCUUCCCGACCUGGUGGCCUCAACAGAUCACUUCAGAAGAGAAUACAUCGCCAAACGCGUAGAGUUUAAGGAGGUGGUAAUUUUACAUUACUUAAUAAAACUCAAACAAAAAGAAGC